This is a messenger RNA of Catharus ustulatus (Swainson's thrush), 1809 nucleotides long. It is a transcript of the gene CD180, whose product is annotated as CD180 molecule. The record is from RefSeq and is a predicted model, not a curated record. Lineage: Eukaryota; Metazoa; Chordata; Aves; Passeriformes; Turdidae. Gene Ontology annotation, biological process: positive regulation of lipopolysaccharide-mediated signaling pathway; B cell proliferation involved in immune response; cellular response to lipopolysaccharide. Gene Ontology annotation, cellular component: extracellular matrix. Gene Ontology annotation, molecular function: protein binding.
AUGGACUGGGACCAGGGUGAUGCUGUGAACAUCCUCACGCCUCAACAGCGUGGCAGGCUGCUUCACGGGGGCAGUAACCUGGUCUGGCUGACUUUCAUGCAAUCAGCAGGCAAAGGAAAUGAAAGCCAGGGCUGGGAAGGUUUAGGACUGAGAGAGGUUCCUGUACUACUUGUCACAACAGAAAUCCUCAAUUUCAGCUUCAAUGUGCUCCGUUCCCUCCAGAAUUCAACCUUCUCAGACCUGAAUUCUCUGCUCUCCCUGGACUUAACAAGGUAUCAGAUCAGCUGGGUGUAUGAUGGUGCCUUUCACAGCAAGAGGCAGCUGAAGCCAGUCAUGCUGACCAGAAACCUGCUCAUGUUUCUGUCUGACACAGCAUUUGCUGGCCCACAUUCCCUGGACUUGUUGACACAGACAGGAAUAACAGGUAUCUUCUUUAUUCCAGUGUCAAAUCUUGAUGGAUUAGGUAUCUUAAUCUUGGGCAGCAACCAUAUCUCUGCACUGCAGCUUCCUCAUUUUCAAAUGAACAACAUACAAGCAAUCACAGCAGGAGAGGUCCAAGCUCUGCAGAACACCACCCAUGUAACCCUCAUCCUUAAAGGCAACGACAUUACACACACUGAACCUGGAUCUUUUCAGUCCCAUUUCCACAGCUGGGCAGUGCUGACAUCCCUGGGUCCUGGAGGGGAUACAGAACUCCACAGCCCAGGCUCUUCGGCUGACAAAUUUCAGUGCUUAACCAGGCUCCAAAAGCUGGGCCUAACCCAAACUCACAUCCAUGCACUGCCCCUGGCUCAGUGCCUGAGCUUGCUAGAGGAGAUGGUUUUCAAUGCAAGCUGCUUUGAGUACCUCUGCAGCACCAGCUCUGCUGCCUUCCCCUCCCUCACCUGCCUCCACGUCAAGGGUAACUCAAAGGUUCUGCAGCCAUGCUUUGGCUGUUUGGGCAAACUGGCAAAGCUUCAAUAUCUGGAUUUAAGUCACACUGAGUGUUCUGACUGCUCUAGCAAAGCACUGUGAGCUUGGAGCAGACUUUGUUACCUAAAUCUGAGCCACAACACACACCUUCAUCUCCAGGACACGCUCAUUUACAGCAGUGCUAGCCUAGAGCUGCUGGUACUUUUCACUCCUCUCCAUAUCAACACUUCACAGACCCCUUUCCAAAAUCUGCAUGUCUAGCAAGUGCUGAAUCUUUCCUCAUCCCACAUUAAUACUAGCAUUCAGUAUCUCUUUCAAGGCUUGAAAAACGUCAUGUUCUUGGACCUUAGUCAAAAUAAUGAGUUGGAGAUCAUGCCAAAGGACAAACUAUUCCAACAGCUAUCCAAUGUAGAGGUGCUAAUAUUAUCAUCCUGUGAACUGACUGCAAGAGGUAACCAAGUAUUUCACAACCUCAGGAAGUUACAGCAUGUUGAUCUGAGUUACAACAAAUCGACUGCAUUCAGCACAGAUGCAUUUUCUAAUCUCAAGAGUAUCUAUCUCAACUGUGCCCAUGGCAUGAUCCGCGUUGUACCAGGUGGUCAGCCAGCACCCCUAGAUGACCACUGCAUAACCAAUUUCAGCUACAACCUCCUGGACUGCACCUGCUCUAAGAUUGCUUUAAUCACCUGGUAUAAACAACAUCUGGAUAAUACUGAAAACCUUGAAGGAACAAGAUGUUCUGAACCCAAAUUGCUAGCUGUUCAGUUGGCCACCAUUUCAGUCUCCUGUGGGAAGGACACAUCAGGAAUUACUGCAGUUGUCCUGGCUGUUUUAUCCUGUAGUGCCAUCUUCAUUUGGGAUGCUCAUUGUUUCAAGCAAAAUUACCAGCAACUCUAA